Molecule: messenger RNA, 921 nt
Organism: Choloepus didactylus (southern two-toed sloth)
Lineage: Eukaryota; Metazoa; Chordata; Mammalia; Pilosa; Megalonychidae
Product: olfactory receptor 14C36-like
Exons: 1
Coding region: 1-921 (306 amino acids)
Biological process (GO): G protein-coupled receptor signaling pathway
Cellular component (GO): membrane
Molecular function (GO): odorant binding; olfactory receptor activity; G protein-coupled receptor activity
Source: RefSeq, a predicted model, not a curated record
AUGCCCAACUCUACCAUGGUGACUGAAUUCUUGCUUGCAAGAUUUUCUGAAGUGUGGGAACUAAGAGUCUUGCAUGCUGUGCUAUUCCUACUGAUGUACUUGGCAACCCUGAUGGGAAACUUUCUUAUUUUUACAGUAACCACACUUGACCAUAGUCUUCAUACCCCCAUGUACUUCUUUCUUAGGAAUCUCUCUUUCUUGGACAUGUGCUAUAUUUCUGUUACAAUACCCAAGGCAUGUGUUAUCUUCCUGCUUGACAGCAGGGUGAUCUCCAUAGUCGGAUGUGCAGCUCAGGUCUUCUUCAUGAUUUUCCUUGCUUUUACUGAAAUGCUAUUCCUCACCAUCAUGGCCCACGACCGCUACGUGGCCAUCUGCCAGCCCCUCCAGUACCCUAUGAUCAUGAACCCUCGUGUCUGUGUUCAGAUGACUGUAGUCUCAGUACUCAGUGGUAUUGUCUACUCUGGAUUCCAUGCUGGAAACACAUUCAGGCUGACCUGUCAGUCGAACGUGAUCCAUCAGUACUUCUGUGACAUUCCGCCACUGCUGAAUCUCACCUGCUCUGACACCUUAAGUAAUGAAAUUGCAAAUUUUAUCUCUGUAGUGGUGAUUCUUCUUGGCUUUGCAUUUAUUACCAGGUCUUAUAUUUGCAUAUUUUCUACUGUGCUCAAGUUUCCAACAAGGGAAGAGCGAGGAAAAGUCUUUUCAACUUGUGUUCCCCACAUGCUCAUGGUGAGCGUCUUUGUCAGCUCAGUUGCUGCUGUAUACCUGAAGCCAACCUCCCAUUCACCCACGAUUCAGGACACGAUCACUUCUGUGUUCUAUACUGUAGUUCCUCCUUUCCUGAAUCCUAUUAUCUAUAGUCUUAGAAACAAGCAGAUUACGGAAGCUGUAAGGAGAAUUACUAGGAGAAAGUUUUGUUGA